AUGCUGAAAGUGUUGCUGUUCCACUCAACACUUGACUUGAUGCUGUCGUGGAUGUACUUUGGUAGCGAGGACGACCGAAGUGUCGAAGAAAGUGACGCUGUAGACGAACCCGAGCCUAAUGCUGAUCUGCUGUCGGAGUUAGUUGCGGCGAUCGUGCUACUUGUAGUUGAGCUCCCAACAGCAACCCCAGAGUUUGACAGAGUGGUCUGCGAUUGGGAAGUGAUCAGGCUAAUAAAAGACGAGCUGCUGCUUGGGUUGGAUGGAGAGCUGGACAAUGAUGUGGUUAUUGACCCCGUUUCGCCGGAAAUAACGGUUGUCGACGCCGUGGCAGAGACGGGGGCGGACACAGAGCUCGAACCCGAAGUGGGGAUGAAACCGAGGGGUGUUGAGGUAGAAAUUGUCAUGAACGACGUGUUUGCGGUCUCAGAGGCCUCCGAUGCUGUAGCGCUGGAGCUCUGUGGAGCUGAGGCUGCGGAGCUCGGGCCUUCGGAUGGUGCUGAGGCCGAAUUCGAAGAUACUGAGCUCACCAAUGCGGAGCCUGAUGCGGCUGUGAUUGACGAUCCUUGUACUGUCGCAGGCUGA
This is a messenger RNA of Fonsecaea monophora, 582 nucleotides long. RefSeq names its product ribonuclease HII. Bases 1 to 582 code for a protein of 193 amino acids. The transcript has 2 exons. NCBI's taxonomy places the organism in Eukaryota, Fungi, Ascomycota, Eurotiomycetes, Chaetothyriales, Herpotrichiellaceae. The record is from RefSeq and is a predicted model, not a curated record.